UUAACAAUAUUAGAAUUAAAUUCAUCAAAAAUAUAUGAUAGUACAAUGCAAGCAAUUAUUAAAAAUUUAAAAAAUUUAAAGAAAUUAAAAAUUGAUACUUUUAAGGGUAGUGAUUAUGGAUUUACUGGAAUUGAUUCAGAAACUGGCAAACAAAAUGGUGUACCAAUUUGGAAUUUAACAAAAUUAGAAAAUUUAAAAUUAUUUUAUACAAAAGCAUUUAAUCACCAAACAAUUAUGAAUUUUUUCAAAUUUACACAAUUAAAAACAUUUUUAUUUGAAAAUAUUAAAAUUAGAUGGAAAUGUGCUCUACCAGUUGAUUAUAUUUUACAAAUUAUUAAUAAUUGCCCGGAAUUAGAAACAUUACGUUUUUCAUAUAAUGAAGAAGUUUCAUUGCAAUCAAUUAGGAAAUUAAAAGAAAUUUAUGAUCCACAAAAUCGAAUUAUAUCACGUGAUUUUAAAAAUUGUUGCGACAACUAA
Molecule: messenger RNA, 477 nt
Organism: Condylostylus longicornis
Lineage: Eukaryota; Metazoa; Arthropoda; Insecta; Diptera; Dolichopodidae
Exons: 3
Coding region: 46-477 (143 amino acids)
Source: RefSeq, a predicted model, not a curated record